Molecule: messenger RNA, 1204 nt
Organism: Gracilinanus agilis (Agile Gracile Mouse Opossum)
Lineage: Eukaryota; Metazoa; Chordata; Mammalia; Didelphimorphia; Didelphidae
Gene: RAD51AP1
Product: RAD51 associated protein 1
Exons: 10
Coding region: 71-1204 (377 amino acids)
Biological process (GO): interstrand cross-link repair; double-strand break repair via homologous recombination
Molecular function (GO): double-stranded DNA binding; single-stranded DNA binding
Source: RefSeq, a predicted model, not a curated record
CGACAAAGUUGACUGGAGUCUGGAUUCUCUGGAGGUCCAGGCUCCCUGACGGACCUCGGCAGCUUCGACUAUGCCAAGGCCGGUGCGGAAUAAGAAACCAGUCAAUUACUCACAGUCUUUGGACUCUGACAUUGAGGAUGAUGAUGAUUUUGUUCCAUGGACUACAGCUUCAAACAAAAAAUCAAAAAUAUCAAAGGAAAGAAAACAGGAAAAAGAAGAGAAAUCAAAAACAAAAAAUAGACAUAAAGAAGAACCUCCACUCCAAGUGAAAACACCUAAUAAAAGGAUGGCUUUGGAUGACAAGCUCUAUAAGAGAGAUUUAGAAGUUGCACUAGCAUUAUCAGUGAAGGAACCUUCUAUAGCCACUACUGAGAUGCAGAAAUCUCCAGAUGUUGAAAAAUGUGAUAUUGCUGAAUCUGAAAAAAUGAGUAUUUCUCCUCACCUCUCUAAUUGCAGCAUAGAUGGUGUUAGCUUCAAUUUAAAUAAGAUUACUGAGGAAGAUGAUUCUCAAGCUGGUCAUAGGCAAAGAAAAGCUGCAUCUCAAGCUAUGAUACAACAGAAGAAGUUACUUAGAGAAAAUAGUGAAGAAGACAAUGCUACUGACUCUGAACCAGACUUUACAGCAAAUUUAAAUAAGAUUACUGAGGAAGAUGAUUCUCAUGCUGGUCAUAGGCAAAGAAAAGCUGCAUCCAAAGCUAUGAUACAACAGAGGAAGUUACUUAGAGAAAAUAGUGAAGGAGACAAUAUUAUUGACUCUGAACCAGACUUUACAGCAAGUGAAAGCAAUUCUAAUUUCAGUGAAAGUGCGGGGGAAGAUGAUGAAGAUUUUACUAUAAGAAAAAAUAAAGCCAAAGAAAAUAAAAAGAAAAAUGCUAAGACCAAAGCCCCAGUGGAAAAGAAAAAGAAAGCCUCUAAGACUUCUAAUAGUUUGGUAGUUCCAGGGGUCUCUGAUCUAGCUCCUGUUGAAUCAAAACCUGCACCAAAAGAAGCUUGUCUGUCUUCAAAACUUGUUCAGAAGCCAUUACAAUCACUUAGUCCUUUAACCGAAUGUAAGAGACCCAGAUGGGUCCCACCAGCUUCAUCAGGAGGCAGCAGCAACCCACUUGGAGGAGUUUCUGUCAGGUCUCCCAGUCAUAGUCUCCGACUUGGCCUGUCCAGAUUUGCACGAGUUAAACCUUUGCACCCAACUGCCAGUAGUACCUGA